Messenger RNA from Anopheles moucheti, 1744 nucleotides. RefSeq names its product battenin (gene Cln3). NCBI's taxonomy places the organism in Eukaryota, Metazoa, Arthropoda, Insecta, Diptera, Culicidae. Gene Ontology annotation, cellular component: membrane; lysosome. Gene Ontology annotation, biological process: lysosome organization; regulation of intracellular pH. Bases 325 to 1662 code for a protein of 445 amino acids. The record is from RefSeq and is a predicted model, not a curated record. The transcript has 5 exons.
CCAAGGUGGAAACGCGAGUGGCUGACCGCGAACGACCUUCGAGGUCAUCAACGACACAGCAGAGGGGCUCGUCUCUGCGUUGUUGCACGCGCUGAUGAUACGGGUUUCCGAGCAAAAUAGAGCAAUGAAUGGUAACGUCCCCAUGCCAACGUAGCUGCAGUUUCGAUAAAGUUUUGUAACAAAGGAAAACCGGCACCAUCAGUUGUGUAUGCGCCGUGUGUGGUUUUGUGUAGUGCAGAUAGCAACCGUUCCGUACCCAGCGUGCCUUGAAGAAAGUCCAACCAAAGUGCCCUUGGCCCGAGCAAAACCCGUGCAAUAAAAGUAAUGGCCGAUAUCGGUGAAACGUCGUCUCCGUCGGUGGUGCCGCUGACGGAAGACGAUCCGGAACAGGCGCCACCGAAAGACAAGGGUCUGUGGCGCGAUCUGGUGGCCUACUGGAUACUGGGACUGUGCAACAACUACGGGUAUGUGGUGAUGCUGACCGCUGCGCACGAUAUUCUCAAGGAACUGGAGGGAGAUGACGGUGAUCACGCCAAGAGUGCAAUGUUGACCGACUACGGCGUAGCGAACACAACGGCACGGGCCGAUGACGUUACCUACGGCUAUGAGGCACGUCCGUGCAACAAGCUCUCGACCGGUGCAAUUCUCCUGGCGGACAUUCUGCCGGGCCUGGCCGUCAAAUCGAUUGCAUCGUUCCUUCCGCUGGCGAAACACGUUCGAAUUUUCCUGUGUGUCGCGGCAGCUGCCGCUGGCUUUCUACUGACAGCGUUUGCCACCGUAGAAUGGGUGCUGUUCGUCGGCGUUAUAGCGACCUCGUUCUCGUCCGGUCUCGGCGAAGCCACGUUCCUCGCGUAUGCGACGUAUUUCAACAAGAACGUUAUCUCCACCUGGUCUUCUGGGACGGGUGGUGCCGGUAUUGCCGGGUCCCUUUCCUACACCGGGCUGACGGAGCUCGGUCUGACGCCAAAGACUACCAUACUCAUUAUGCUCGUGGUGCCGGCCCUGGAAGCGGCCGCCUUUUGGUUGCUGCUGCGCCACAAGAACACGGACAAACCGGCCGAACCGGAGGAGGCGAAGGAAAAGCCGGAAGAGAUCGACUAUACCACCCUGCCCGAGGAUGAGCGACCGCUGGAGAACUGGCAGCAACGCAUCCGUUACAUUCCGUCGCUGUUUAUCUACAUGAUUCCUUUGGUGUUGGUGUAUCUGCUGGAGUACUAUAUCAACCAGGGGCUGUUUGAGCUGCUGUACUUCCCGGGCAUCUGGCUGUCACAGUCGGGCCAGUACCGUUGGUACCAGGUGAUCUAUCAGAUCGGUGUGUUCAUAUCACGCUCAUCGGUCAACCUCAUCCAGUUCCGGCACGUGUGGAUAAUGGCGGUGUUCCAGUUUCUGAACGUGGUGUACUUCACCUUCGAGGCGGUGUACUUCUUCACGCCGUCGAUCUGGAUCAUCUUUGUGCUCAUACUGUGGGAGGGUCUGUUGGGCGGUGGCGGCUACGUCAACACGUUCUAUCGCAUUCAAAACGAUGUGCCGGCCGCAAGACGUGAGUACGCGAUGAUGGUCACGUCCAUCUCGGACUCGGUCGGCAUUGCGCUGGCCGGUGUCGCUGCCAUACCGUCGCACAAUGCGAUCUGUGAUCUGCCGGUGCCCGAUCGGUUGCUCUAGGCAAGCAAUUGGCAGCUAGCGUUUGUUGUACGGGGAAUCAGGGGUGUUUUUUUUCAUAAGCACAAAAAAGUCAAAUAAAACA